Populus euphratica (Euphrates poplar) is the source of this 1055-nucleotide messenger RNA. RefSeq names its product probable peroxygenase 4. Gene Ontology annotation, molecular function: monooxygenase activity; calcium ion binding. Bases 167 to 772 code for a protein of 201 amino acids. NCBI's taxonomy places the organism in Eukaryota, Viridiplantae, Streptophyta, Magnoliopsida, Malpighiales, Salicaceae. The record is from RefSeq and is a predicted model, not a curated record. The transcript has 7 exons.
UAGCUGGCACUCAAACAGCAACAAGAAUCCAUUAAAGUAGAACAGAACACAGCCUUUGGUUCUCUUCUCUAGCAGCCGCAGUAUAUAUCCUUUCCACCCCAUUAAACACUACCUCUCAUCCCCAUCUCUCUAAUUGCUUUCACAGUUCCAUCUUGCUACUAUAGACAUGAAUUCCUCCACCUUAUCAUCAACCGAUAAGCAACAAAAUGGGAAAUUUGUACCAAAUGAUCAUAACGUACUGCAGAAGCAUGUCUUCUUCUUUGAUAGGAAUCAAGAUGGCAUUGUUUAUCCCUGGGAGACGUUUCAAGGUUUUCGUUCAAUUGGGUGUAGUAUCUUGUUAUCCACUGCCAGUGCCUUUCUGAUCAAUAUCGCUCUCAGCCAGAAAACUCGCCCUGGGAAGUUUCCUUCUCUUUUGUUCCCUAUCGAGGUUAAGAACAUCCAGCGAGCCAAGCAUGGGAGUGAUUCUGGUGUCUAUGACAGUGAAGGAAGGUUUGUUCCUGCAAAAUUUGAAGAAAUCUUCAGCAAACAUGCACGUUCACAUCCAAAUUCCUUGACAUCAGACGAGCUGAUGGGAAUGCUCAAGGCUAACAGAGAACCCAAGGACUUCAAAGGAUGGGUUGCUUCCUACACAGAAUGGAAGAUCCUGUACACUCUUUGCAAGGAUAAGGAUGGUUUGCUUCACAAGGAUACAAUUAGAGCUGUCUAUGAUGGAAGCUUAUUUGAACGCAUGGAGAAGGAAAGAGCAUCACCCAAAAAGACAGCCGUUGUGUAAGAAAAGGAAUUAUAUAUAUAUAUGCUUGGAUCCUGUUCCGCUGGCCAUAUUACUUCAAGGAAGGUGUUUGAUUUCAGAAUGUAGAUUAGAGAUUGUUGAAAGUGUAAUUUGAUGUUUGCUUUGUUGGGACACACACACACACAGCCCUUCUUUAUCAUAAAGUAAAAGUAGAUACAAUUAUGCUGAGCUAGGAGAUGCUUAAGGCAUAUAUAUGGCAAUAUGCAUGCCAACUAUCAUGAAAUUUCUGUAAUACGUAUCUCAGCAGCCCUGUAUAUCAUUUGGA